AUCGAAAUGAAAGUGAUACUAAAACUAUAAAGCCACAACUCCAAUUAAACUACGAUGACAUAUUUAAUAGUCCAGCAAAUCUCAAUAUUCGGCAGAAACUAGUUUCUGAAUUAAAGAAAUCACUCGAGCCAAACUAUCGCCCUUCCGUUUUCCAAAUCACAAGAUGGCUAAGCAGUUUACAUAAAUCUCGACGUUCUCAAAACAGAUUAAGGCAAACUG
Molecule: messenger RNA, 219 nt
Organism: Funneliformis caledonium
Lineage: Eukaryota; Fungi; Glomeromycota; Glomeromycetes; Glomerales; Glomeraceae
Source: the annotation of a GenBank genome assembly